Messenger RNA from Manacus vitellinus (golden-collared manakin), 5406 nucleotides. RefSeq names its product death associated protein kinase 1 (gene DAPK1). The coding region runs from base 976 to 4236 and encodes 1086 amino acids. The record is from RefSeq and is a predicted model, not a curated record. Lineage: Eukaryota; Metazoa; Chordata; Aves; Passeriformes; Pipridae. The transcript is spliced from 16 exons. Gene Ontology annotation, biological process: protein phosphorylation; MyD88-dependent toll-like receptor signaling pathway; positive regulation of canonical NF-kappaB signal transduction. Gene Ontology annotation, molecular function: TIR domain binding; ATP binding; protein kinase activity.
AUGUUUAGAAUGUUUUACUGCAGAUGAAAUUUACAAGUUUCCAAUUAAUAGAAAUAUUGGGCUAUUGAAAAUGUACACAAUUAAUUAAUUUCAUAUGUAGGAAGAAAUCGAUUUUAAGGCUACAAGAGGUCAUUUAUCCAUAGUAUGAUCUUCUGCAUGGCACAAACCUUGAAAUUUACCUUAUUAAUUACCAUACUGAGACUGAUAACUAGUGUCAGAAAUUCAUCUGUCUUGGUUUUGAAAAUUGAUUCAGGAGGAUUUUUUGUACUGUAGCAACUGUAAUGUGAAAAAGUGGCAUUUGAAUUUUACUGUACUCAUUGUGUACAGUAAAAUAAUAUUCCUUAUAUUUCUUUUUUUUUUUUAACUGAAUACUCAAAAUCAUCGAGUCCCUCUUGAAUCCAAUGAAUGCUAGACAGCAGUAUCACAACAAGCAGUUAUUUAAGGAGGAAAUUUUAAAGUUGGCCAGUAUUCAGUUUCUGGUAUUAUAUGUGACUACUAGUGUUGAGUAGUUAAGAUCAACUCCGUAUGUUUUGCAAUUGCAAAUGCUUGUAAAUCCAAAAGCAUUCUUGCUCCACAAGUUCUAAUACACACUUCAUAAAUUUCCUGUAAUCAGAAAAGAGUGUGUGUCAAUAUGUUUAGAUCUGGGUAAUAUCAUCUUUUCUGUGCAUUGACAGGAUCAAACUUCAAAAAUUCUGCAGAGCCCUUUUUAUGCAUAUUAUCUUCUCCGUGUCCCUUCUGUGCAACUUGGUGUUCAUGUUUCCACUUUUCCUUCUCUUUCUGCUUCUGUGCUCUUUAUUCUAUCUUCUUGCCCUCCCUUCCCUACCCUCUCCCCCACCUCAGCUAUCUGUAUGUCUUUUAACACUGGAUCAGCAUUUCACUCCUGUGUUCCAGCAGAAAGGAUUGUAGCCUAAUGUUAAGUGUCCUAAAAAAAUCUGAAACCUCAGGAGAGAGGAGGAUGAAGAAGAUUCUUUUGUGAUGAAAGCUAUUAUUCAUGCCAUCAAUGAUGACAAUGUACCUGGAUUGCAGCACCUUCUGGGAUCUCUGACAAAUUACGAUGUCAAUCAACCCAACAAGCAUGGAACACCUCCACUACUGAUUGCUGCCGGCUGUGGAAACAUUCAGAUGCUUCAGUUGCUUUUAAAGCGUGGAUCUCGUAUUGAUGUUCAAGAUAAGGCUGGAUCUAAUGCAAUCUAUUGGGCUUCUCGACAUGGUCAUGUAGAAACACUGAAAUUUCUCAAUGAUAAUGAAUGUCCUUUGGAUGUUAAGGAUAAGUCUGGGGAGACCGCUCUCCAUGUUGCAGCUCGGUAUGGGCACGUGGAUGUGGUUCAGUUUCUCUGUCGCAUUGGAUCCAAUCCAAACUUUCAAGACAAGGAAGAAGAAACCCCACUGCAUUGUGCUGCUUGGCACGGCUACUAUUCUGUUGCCAAAGCACUCUGUGAAGCAGGUUGCAAUGUGAACAUUAAAAACAAAGAAGGGGAGACUGCACUCUUGACAGCCUCUGCUAGGGGUUACCAUGAUAUUGUGGAAUGCUUGGCAGAACACAGGGCUGACCUUCAUGCUACAGACAAGGAUGGUCACAUAGCCCUGCAUCUUGCUGUGAGAAGAUGUCAAACAGAAGUAGUUAAAACUCUCAUCAGUCAAGGAUGUUUUGUAGAUUUCCAGGACAGACAUGGCAACACUCCCUUGCAUGUGGCCUGCAAAGAUGGGAACGUGCCUAUUGUGAUGGCACUCUGUGAAGCAAAUUGUAGUUUGGAUGUCACUAAUAAGUAUGGAAGAACACCUUUACAUCUGUCAGCAAGCAAUGGCAUUCUUGAUGUUGUCCGGUUCCUUUGUGUUACCGGUGCCAAUGUAGAAGCAUUAACCUCUGAUGGGAAAACAGCAGAAGAUCUCGCCAGAGCAGAGCAACAUGAACAUGUAGCCAAUCUGCUUGCAAGACUUAAAAAGGAUACACACCGGGGGCUUUUUAUCCAGCAGUUGAGGCACACACAGAAUCCACAGCCUCGAAUCAAACUGAAGUUGUUUGGACACUCUGGUGCUGGGAAAACCACUCUUGUGGAGUCUCUCAAGUGCGGCCUGAUACGAAGCUUUUUCCGAAGACGUAGGCCAAGGCUUUCCUCCACAAACUCAAGCAGAUUCCCCCCAUCUCCUUUGUCUUCCAAACCUUCAGUUUCAGUAAGUAUUACGAAUCUGUAUCCUGGUUGUGAAAAUGUCAGCGUGAGAAGCCGCAGUAUGAUGUUUGAGCCAGGCCUGACCAAAGGAGUGUUAGGAACUUUGGUUUCACCUGCUCAUCACUCUCACUUCUCUGCUGAUGACCAGUCCACCAAGGCCAUUGACAUUCAAAAUGCGUACUUGCAUGGAGUUGGUGAUUUCAGCAUCUGGGAAUUUUCUGGGAAUCCUGUGUACUUCUGCUGUUAUGAUUAUUUUGCUGCAAAUGAUCACACUGCAAUUCAUAUAGUGCUUUUUAGUCUCGAGGAGCCUUAUGAAAUCCAAUUAAACCAAGUGACCUUUUGGCUCAAUUUCCUGAAAUCAUUGGUCCCAGUUGAGGAACCAAUAGCAUUUGGUGGAAAGCUGAAAAGACCCCUGCAUGUUGUUUUGGUUGCCACACAUGCUGACAUAGUGAAUCUUCCUCGGCCUACGGGGGGAGAGUUCUGCUAUGACAAAGACAUGUCAUUGUUGAAAGAAAUCAAAAACAGAUUUGGAAAUGAUUUGCAAAUUUCAGAAAAGUUAUUUGUCUUGGACGCUGGAGCAUCAGGGUCUAAAGAUAUGAAGCUUCUCCGAAAUCACUUGCAAGAAAUAAGAAGCCAGAUAAUUUCUACUUGCCCACCUAUGACUCAUCUCUGUGAAAAAAUAAUCUCCACACUGCCUUCAUGGAGAAAAAUUAAUGGACCCAACCAGCUGAUGUCCUUGCAGCAGUUUGUGUAUGACAUACAGGAACAUCUUAAUCCCCUAGCAAGUGAAAACGACCUACGGCAUAUUGCACAGCAGUUGCAUAGUAUAGGAGAGAUAAACAUUAUGCAGAGUGAAACUGUCCAAGAUGUUGUGCUUCUGGAUCCUCGCUGGCUCUGUUCAAAUGUCCUUGGAAAAAUCUUGUCAGUGGAGAACCCAAAAGCCCUCCAUCACUAUAGAGGCCGAUACACUAUAGAGGACAUCCAGCGUCUGGUGACAGAUAGUGACGUGGAAGAACUGAUACAGAUUUUGGAUGCCAUGGAUAUUUGUGCAAGGGACCUUAGUAGUGGAGCAAUGGUGGAUAUUCCUGCUCUCAUAAAGACUGACAAUCUCCAUAGGUCUUGGACAGAUGAGGAGGAUGAAGUGCUGAUUUAUGGUGGUGUUAGAAUCGUUCCUGUGGAACAUCUUACCCCAUUUCCUUGUGGAAUUUUUCAUAAAGUUCAGGUGAAUCUAUGCAGGUGGAUUCAUCAGCAGAGCACAGAGGGAGAUGCUGAUAUACGUUUGUGGGUAAACGGAUCAAAGAUUAUGAAUCGCGGAACUGAGCUUUUAGUGCUGCUAGUCAAUCAUGGUCAGGGUAUAGAGGUCCAAGUUAGAGGACUGGAAACAGAGAAGAUCAAGUGUUGUUUACUUCUGGAUUCUGUGUGCAGCACCAUUGAUAACUUAAUAGCAACAACCUUACCAGGUCUUCUGACUGGGAAAUACUACCUUAGUCCUCAGCAGCUGAGGGAACAUCAUGAGCCAGUAAUGGUCUACCAGCCUAGAGACUUCUUCCGUGCACAGAGUCAAAAGGAGACAUCACUAACUAACACUAUGGGAGGAUAUAAAGAGAGCUUUAGCAGUAUACUGUGUUUUGGGUGUCUUGAUGUCUACUCCCAGGGAAGUCUAGGAAUGGAUAUUCAUGUUUCCGAUCUGAAUCUACUUACCAGGAGAAAAUUAAGUCGACUUUUGGAUCCACCUGAUCCUAUGGGCAAAGAUUGGUGCCUUCUGGCCAUGAACCUGGGCCUCCCUGAUCUUGUUGCGAAGUACAAUACAAAUAAUGGAACACAAAAUUACUUUCUUUCAAGUCCAGUUCAUGCCCUUCUGCAGGAAUGGAGUAAUGCACCUGAGAGUACUGUAGGUAUCCUGAUGUCUAAGCUGAGGGAAUUAGGUCGCAGAGAUGCAGCAGAUUUUUUACUGAAGGCAUCUUCUGUAUUCAAAAUUAAUUUAGAUGCUAACGGUCAAGAGGCUUAUGCUUCCAGUUGCAACAGUGGCACAUCUUAUAACUCAAUUAGCUCUGUAGUGUCACGGUAAGAGGAAGUGUUUUGCAUGGACGUCCUUUUAAAUUGCUGAAAGGAUAAAAGAUACAGUAUAAGAGUUACAGUGCAUACUAAUUUAUGAGAUUUUACGUCAAAGGAUCCUUCUCUAGUGCCACCUUUUAUGUGCAUAACCUUUCUGCUCCUAACUGUGAAUCAUUGCUCUUUAUUAAAAAGACUGUUGUACUUCUGGUGGUUUAAAGCUAUUCCUGAUACAGAAUGUGCUGCUUAAUACUGCCAUUUCAACUGGAAAGUCUUAACUUUUGGAUUAUAUACUGCAACUGUUUUAUAUAAUUCUCCCCAUAAAAGGUAGGGGGAGAAUAAUAGCACAUAUUACCUUAAAUGUGUAUUUCUUACACCCUUUUUUUUCUUUUCACUGUGUCCCCUGCUUGAAAUUUUUUAAUAUUUUUAAGGAGCAAAAUCCACCAUUUGUGAUCAAUCUGACCAAAUUUAAGCGCAUUGUUUUCAGCUGAAAAAGCGAGUGCCUUUUGCAGAAGGGAGGGUGCAGUUGAUUUGAAUGACCCUGCUGGAGUUACAAGAACAUGCUACCUCUGUUUCACUUAAAUUGUCUGCAUGCUUAUCAUUGCAAGUGGUGCUUGCCUGUUAAUUUUUCCUGCACUUCUAAGACAUUGGUGAUGACUCACACAGAGCAUUCCUGUGCCAGUACUAUGGGUAUAGACAUGUGAUACCUAAUCAAAUUCAAUUACAGUCAGAUCAUAAUGUGAAAAUCUCUUAAACUUGCCAAUUAUCAUGCUUCAUUAUUUCCAUGCACCUCAGGUAAAAGUUCAUAUCAUUACAGAGUUCAAAAAACACAAGUGUUGGAUACUGCAGAAUAAUAUUGUCUAGCUGUCAGUUGUAAUUUGUGUAUAACAAAGGUUUUCUACUAUUAGAUCCUGCAUUACUUACUUCCUGUACUUGAAAACUUUGAUGGGGAUAAAAAAAAAAGGAAGCAAGGUUUCUUGCAGUGAUAACUUUAAAAUUGAUAUGAGGGAAUAUGACCCAUUCUCUGUUCUAAAAAGCAUGUAAUUUUCAUGGUGCGAUACGUGUUUGUUUAUAUAUAUUGUAUGUACAUACAUUAAGACUAUUUUUUCCUUAAUCUUACAAUGUAGUAAAAUUUUAAAGGAGUUUUCUACAAAUAAACUGUUGCUUGUUGCAUCUUAGUUGAUCA